Patiria miniata (bat star) is the source of this 5452-nucleotide messenger RNA. Its product is annotated as fibropellin-1-like. Gene Ontology annotation, molecular function: peptidase inhibitor activity; calcium ion binding; protein binding. The record is from RefSeq and is a predicted model, not a curated record. The coding region runs from base 330 to 4148 and encodes 1272 amino acids. Gene Ontology annotation, cellular component: plasma membrane; protein-containing complex. The transcript has 38 exons. Lineage: Eukaryota; Metazoa; Echinodermata; Asteroidea; Valvatida; Asterinidae. Gene Ontology annotation, biological process: establishment or maintenance of epithelial cell apical/basal polarity; heterophilic cell-cell adhesion.
GCCAAUAUCACUGCGCAUACCAAUGCAUUGUGAUGUGAGAUCGCACUGUGUGUUUGUUGUAUACAUUGUACGUAAUCAGUAUAUACAUUGUAAUGGUGAAAUGACUCAUAUGUGGACCAUUGGUGGAUUGCAGUGAUAGAAGAAUUUACCAGACGAUUUCAGGGAUUAUUUGGAAUUUAGAAGCCAAUGGAAUAUAACCGUCAGCUGGUCUGAUAAUACAGAAGGACAUUAGAGAAAACUGUACGAUAUAGGCUUGAAUCCGUCAACGUUUAACCGAGGCACAAGGCAGUACGCAGCUACCAAUACACAGUACACUACUACAGAACAAAAUGAAGUACAAUCAACUCUUGAUCAUCAUUAUUUCGAGCUCUCUCGCGCAUCGAACUUACGCUACCUAUUGUACAUCCGAUCCAUGUGAGAAUGGAGGCACAUGCUUCACUGGUGAAAGCUCCUAUCUGUGUGUUUGCCCCACAAGAUAUACCGGCCAAAACUGUGAGACGUAUAUAGAUGAAACUGAUUACAGCACAACUCCUUGCACAUCUAGCACGUGCUACAAUGGGGGAAUCUGCUACACUGGUCCCAAUGGGUCUUACUACUGCAAGUGUGCCAGUGGUUUCGGGGGGACCAACUGCGAAAUAGCAGAGGACACAGUCGUCGCCAAUACUACAGACCCUGGUAGUGUAACAAGCUGUACAUCGAGCACCUGUCACAACGGGGCCACGUGCUACACGGGCAUAUCCUCCAAUUCUUUCUUCUGUCUGUGUCCCAGUGGCUAUGCUGGUGUACAAUGUGACAGAGUGACUGCAACAGUACCACCUCUUGCCGUCCGUUAUUGUGCUUCGGAACCUUGUGAAAAUAAUGGGACGUGUUAUACAGGACAGUCUGGGUACAUCUGCCUUUGCUUAGCCGGCUUUACUGGACAGCACUGUGAGACAAAACUUUUGUGUAAUUCCAACCCGUGUCAAAAUGGCGGUACAUGUUUCACAGGCCAAUCCAGCUACAAGUGUGUCUGCCCCGGUAGUUUCACCGGGGAAGAUUGUGAGACUCCAGCGAGUUGCACUGAUGUUCCUUGUGAGAAUGGGGGUUCUUGCACUCCAGUUGGUGGGAACACAGCAGACAUGGUGUGCACCUGUCCAAAUGAUUUCUAUGGUGUGCAGUGUGAGCAUCAUGUUGAUAUUUGCUCCUCUAGCAGCCCAUGUCUGAAUGGAGGAACUUGCUUCACAUCGAGCCAGAACCAGACAGCAUUUAUCUGUUCUUGUCUUAGUGGAUUUGAGGGAAACCUGUGUGAACGUUCAAAUCCAUGUGCGAAUAACCCCUGCCUCAACGGUGGCGUAUGCUCGCAUCCGUUAGACCCAACCAACGACAUGAUCAUGUGUCAGUGCUCCAACGGCUUUGUUGGUCAGCGAUGCGAGAUUAUGGACACUGGUGUUGGAGCUUGUGUUACAGGUGUUUGUAUGAAUGGAGGCACCUGUAUCCCUUCGCCUUUUGCUGCUGGCGGCCUGACGUGCCUGUGCCCAGCCUCCCACACAGGCACUCGCUGUGAACAACAGAAUCCGUGCAAUUCUUCUCCAUGCCAGAAUGGUGGAUCAUGUAUACCAACCAGCAAUGGUACCAGCUACCAAUGUGAAUGCCCGGAAGACUUUGUCGGCAUUAACUGUGAUGUUCCAGUCCCCCUUGCCUGUGGCAGCGAUCCUUGUUUGCACGGCGCCGCCUGCAUUGACGUGGGGGAUGGAAAUUACAGGUGCGCAUGUCUGGAGGGCUACACCGGGCGCAGGUGCGAAGUCAUUGGUCCAUGUGUGUCUUCACCUUGUAUGAAUGGUGGACUAUGUGUUGAAGUUGUCUACAAUCCUGGGAACUUUGUGUGCCAUUGCAGCAACCAGUAUACAGGGCCUACGUGCACCAUCCCACCCCAGGAAGAUCCGUGCAAUUCUUCUCCGUGUCAGAAUGGUGGAUCAUGUAUACCAACCAGCAAUGGUACCAGCUACCAAUGCGAAUGCCCGGAAGACUUUGUCGGCAUUAACUGUGAUGUUCCAGAUCCCUGUAGCCCCAGCCCUUGUCUGAACUCCGGUGUGUGUAACGCCAUUCCUGCGGCAGGCGGAACGUGGGGCUUCUACUGCGUCUGCACUGGCCAGUACUUGGGCUUGACGUGUUCUGUACAACGUGCCUGCGUCAGUAACCCCUGCUUGAAUGGUGGACAAUGUGUAGAUGUACCUGAGUCAGCAGGCCAGCCCAUCUAUGGAACUGAACUACACAGUGGGAUGCUACAUUACAACUGUCGCUGUCUGGACGGUUGGACCGGCCAAAACUGCGAAACACAAAUCACAGAUCCCUGUCAGUCCCUUCCAUGCAAGAACAAUGGCACGUGCUUCAGGAGCCACUCAACCAAUAGGUUCUUCUGCAGUUGUCCUGAAGGCUUCUAUGGACAACUCUGCGUAGCCGAUCCCUGCGCAGCCAACCCGUGCAAGAACAACGCUACGUGUCAGUCAACCGGGAAUGAGUACACCUGUAUAUGUGCCACUGGCUACUCGGGCGUUGACUGCACGGUGGAGGAUCCAUGCCACACCAAUCCCUGUACGAAUGGAGGAACAUGCACAUUGACGGAUACAUGGUUUGAAUGCAGUUGUGCCCCAGGCUACAUUGGCAGUGACUGCUCACAACAAGAUCCAUGUUUUGAGAAUCCCUGCUUGAACGGCGGUAACUGUAUGAAACGUGGCGCGGGCAACACGCUGGACUACCAGUGUCUGUGUCCUCUUGGCUACGGUGGCCUGACCUGUGGAGUAUAUUUCGGAGAAGUGAACAAGUGCGUGCUGAACCUGUGCGAGAAUGGUGGCAGUUGCUACCAGGGCUCGGCCUCCUCGGCGGGUGCCUACAUCUGUGUGUGUGCCCAGGGCUACCAGGGGAGGAACUGCAACGAGCUGGUGCUUGCAGCCCCUCUAAGUGCGACCCGUAGCUCUUCCAAUCCCUGUGAGCCGGAUCCGUGCCAGAACGGCGGUAGGUGUUUUCAGGGUAGCAAUUCGACCAGCUACUUAUGCGUGUGCCCGGAGGGUUUCAUAGGAGACCACUGUCAGAGUCCAAAUACGACAGCCGUACCCACGACUGGUGUACCCAUGACUGCUGCACCAAUGACUGCUGCACCAGGUUGUGUCUAUUCAUCCCAAACGUACAUGGAUGGAGAAACUUGGCAAGAUGGCUGCAAAGACUGUAUGUGCAGUGGAAGUGAGUACUCCUGCACAACCGAGCGCUGCCAGUGUACCUCAGGCAGCCGGAUAUAUAACAAUGGGGAAUCGUGGGAAGUCGGUUGUCUGUUUUGCUCCUGUUUGAAUGGUCAAGCAUCCUGCUCGGACAUGAACUGUGCAAACCGGUGUCUACAUGAGAGUCGUUUAUACGAUCCUGGCCAGACCAGAACAGAUAACUGCAACAUGUGUACUUGUAAUGCUGCCGUCUGGACGUGUACAAACAAUCCUUGUGGUAAAACUUGCACAUAUAUGGGCAGAGUGUACCUUGCAAAUGAAAAUCGGAAGGACGACUGCAACACGUGUUCCUGUAUAGAGGGACAAUGGGGUUGCACAGAGAGAACAUGUGAUGCCGCUCCAAUUGUAAUCCAAGUGGAAUUUGACUUCACCAACGAUUUCAGUAGCGUAGCUGGCAAGGAAGAACAGUUCACUACGGCAUUGAAGGCAAACCUCAUGCAGUUGUUACGAGUAAGGGAAAGCCAUAUUCAGAACUUGACGAUAUCUGCUGGCAGCAUAAAGGUCAGGUUCAACCUUGUCGAGAACAAGACAAAUAAUGUGGACAUUGAGACAGUGGCUGUCGUAUUGGAAACAUCGAUCAGCAAGAAUUCCUACACCUUCAUAUUUGACAACCAGCAGUAUGAAUCGGACCCGGCAUCUUUCAGGAUAGUAAGACAAGGCACACCUACACCGACUCCUGGUCCUGAGUCUAACUCGCUCAUCAUCAUCAUAGUUGUGGUGACCUGUGGGGUCGCCGGCAUUCUUAUAGUCAUUGGAUCUGUCUGUUGGAUGGUGAAAAGACAUAGUACAACAAGAGGCAUCACAGAAUAUGGAGAUGACCGUUUACCCAGCCAUAACCCUUCAUUUGACUUCGAUAAUGGAGGAGACGAUUAUCAAAACUCCAUAAGCAAGAUGUGAUUUAAAAAAAAAUUCUUAUUCAAUUUUUUGUAUAUAAAUCAUUCAUGUAUAAGUAAACAACCAACUUUUUAAUGUAGAACAUGCACAAUAGAUUCUUUGCAUUGCAGCCAUCUUUGAGAUACAUGCUUUUGUAUAACAUGAGUAGACUUUGUCUGCAGUCAUUGUUACAGAAUUAAAAUGACAAACUCACCUCCAAAAUGGCACCUGAAUUCAAAGGGUCUAUUGUAAUUUUUACCUUUUUUUCCAUCAAAAGCCGGAACUCUGAUCCUGUACAUAAUUAUAUUCAGAUUAGGCAGCUCAGACAAAGAUUUUUUUUCUGGGAAAUAAUUUGAAACUUUAUAAUGUUAAUUGAACUAUAUCUUCAAUAUUAAAUAUUUUUAAAAGUUUUAUAUUAUAAAUGGAAAAAGGGACCAACUUGGUGGUUUGAAUUUGUGCAAACUCCUACUUGAGAAUUGUUAUGGAUGUCGACAUGAAAAGCAUAUAAGAUCAUUUGCAUUUAUCCUAAAAGUAACCUCCCGAAUAACUAUCUAAAAUGCUAACUUGGUUGAAGAUUGUACUGGUACUAAAUAUUCAGUGAAACUGUUCCAUCUGGCUUGCUGUCAUUUUGAAGAAAUCAAGAAAUGCAGGAGAUUUCCAACGAUCAGUCAAUUGCCUGAUUUUUGUAAAUAAGGAGUGCUAUCAACGAAAUCGUAUUUCAUGAUCAAAAGGUUGGCAUGGUUUUUCACUAUUUUCUUGAGAAGUGUAAUAACCACUGAGAUGAACCUUCAACAGGUUAGGUUUUGGACAUUCGUCUUUGGAUUUUGUGUUAUUAGUGUGGUGUUAUUAUUGGAAGCAGACAAAAUGCAUGGAAAGCGAAUGAUCGUAUAUGUCCUUCAUUCAUUAUUGUUUGUUUUAAUCUCAGUAUAUGUACAUGCUCCCUGGUGGAGAAUACUGAAUGUUAGAGUUUGCAGUCAAGUAAUCAUAAGCUGUCAUUAGUCAAUUAUAAGUCAGCCAGUUUCUUUUUUUUUUUUUUGCUAUAAUGGUCGGAGAUUUGACUUGUACUUGUCUUAACAACAACUAUGCCUUGUGCUUAUUUUAUCAAAAUUAUAUUCAAUUGUUCCAUUGAUUUAUGAUCAAGAAAUUGUUAGUGUAGGACUUUAAUUAUAUUUUCAUUAUGCCGUAAUUUGGAACAGACAUAUUGAUGUGAGGGAUGGUAUAGUUAGAAUCCAACAAUGUUUUCCAACUAGAGGCCAAAAACAAAAUGCCUUGUUUUUGAAGAACACUUUAAAUUUGGAAAUCACAAUGCAGUGGACUUUUGAAGAAGA